UAAAUGCCGAUGUCAGCCGGCGUCUCCCCGCGGACCCCGGAGAGGACAGCUUCCUUGGAGAACCCCCAAAACUGUUGCCACUUUGACCUUUAUUUUUUGGGCCAGCAAAAAUAGGGAUCUUCGUAUCCGUCCCGGUUCGUAGUUGUAGCAGUCAAAAGCAGGGCGGCGCCAUGCCCUUCGGAAACUCCCACAACGAGGCCAAACUGCGCUACUCGUCGGCGCAGGAGUUCCCGGACCUGAGCCGGCACAACAACCACAUGGCCAAGGCGCUGACGCCCGACAUCUACGAGCGCCUCCGCGGCCGUCGGACGCCCAGCGGCUUCACGCUCGACGACGUCAUCCAGACCGGCGUCGACAACCCGGGUCACCCGUUCAUCAUGACGGUGGGCUGCGUGGCGGGCGACGAGGAAACGUACGACGUGUUCAAGGAGCUCCUGGACCCGGUCAUCCAGGACCGCCACGGCGGCUACAAACCGUCCGACACGCACAAGACCGACCUCGACCCCGACCACCUCAAGGGGGGCGACGACCUGGACCCGGACUACGUCCUGAGCUCUCGCGUUCGAACGGGCCGCAGCGUCCGCGGAUUCUGCCUCCCGCCGCACUGCAGCCGCGGGGAACGCCGAGCCGUGGAGCAGCUGUCCAUCCAAGCUUUGGCGUCCCUGAGCGACGACCUGAAGGGCAAGUACUACGCCCUGAAGAACAUGACUGACGCCGAGCAGCAGCAGCUGAUCGACGACCACUUCCUGUUCGACAAGCCCGUCUCCCCGCUGCUGUUGGCGUCCGGGAUGGCGCGGGACUGGCCCGACGCCAGGGGGAUCUGGCACAACGACAACAAGACCUUCCUGGUGUGGGUGAACGAGGAGGACCACCUGAGGGUCAUCUCCAUGCAGAAGGGGGGCAACAUGAAGGAGGUCUUCCGCCGGUUCUGCGCCGGACUCACAAAGAUGGAGCAGGUGUUCAAGGAGCGCGGCCACGCCUUCAUGUGGAACCAGCACCUGGGCUACGUGCUGACGUGCCCGUCCAACCUGGGCACGGGCCUGCGCGCCGGCGUCCACGUCAAGCUGCCCAACAUGAGCAAGCGCGCCGAGUUCGAGGACGUCCUCAAGCGGCUCCGUCUGCAGAAGCGAGGAACCGGCGGCGUGGACACGGCGGCGGUGGGCGGCGUCUUCGACAUCUCCAACGCCGACCGUCUGGGCUUCUCCGAGGUGGAACUGGUCCAGAUGGUGGUGGACGGCGUCGGGCUGCUGGUGGACAUGGAGAAGCGGCUGGAAAAGGGCCAGGACAUCGAGCGGCUGGUGCCGGCCCAAAAGUAGACGUUCGCACGACGACCGACAAUUGUGAAAUAAAAUGUUCUGAGGGCAACUU
Messenger RNA from Syngnathoides biaculeatus (alligator pipefish), 1368 nucleotides. It is a transcript of the gene ckba, whose product is annotated as creatine kinase, brain a. The transcript is spliced from 8 exons. The record is from RefSeq and is a predicted model, not a curated record. Gene Ontology annotation, biological process: phosphocreatine biosynthetic process. Lineage: Eukaryota; Metazoa; Chordata; Actinopteri; Syngnathiformes; Syngnathidae. Gene Ontology annotation, molecular function: creatine kinase activity. The coding region runs from base 171 to 1316 and encodes 381 amino acids.